AUGGAAUUCCUCAAGACAAGGUUUCCAAGUCGUGUUGGUAAGUUGAAGGGGGUAAAAAACCCAGAUCAGGACCGAGAACAGUUGUCCUUGUCCUCGGAGGAGCUCAAAGAUGAGACCUUGGACGCAAUGCCGAAGCCGGCUACCGCUCCGGAUGGGGGAGACGACGACGACGACGACGACGACGAUUUCAUCACCAACGACGUGAAGAGGCGGCUGAAGGAACUGAGAAAGAACAGCUUCAUGGUCCUCAUACCAGAAGAAGGCCAUCCGGGAGAGCAGGAAGAGGAAGAGAAAGAGGAGGAGGAGAGCAGCUCGAGUGGGUGGGGGGCCUCAGAAGCCAGUGCUGGGUAUUCCUGUUGUGGGUUCGACACAUUUUAUGACCAGUACUGCGGCCGGAUGCUGUUCUUUGACAGGUUGAUAUCCCGGCAUCUAAAUGAAGCUGGAUCUCGGAGUACCUCACAGCGAUCACCCAGAUCUGUGUCGAAGAAGUUAGAUUUGGCCCUUCGAAAGCUCCGUUUCAAGAAGGGGCAAGACGAGCACCCAGACGACCGCGAACAACCACAGCUGCCGCAGCAGGAAGACGAGCGGUGCCGAAACCUUGAAGCUGCUUAUGUAGCGCAGGUUUCUUUAAGUUGGGAGGCACUUCAUGGUCAGUACAUGCAACUGAGAGUGAAGAUUUCGUCGCAGCCGGAGGAUGGUGCUUCCUAUGGCAAUGCUGCGCAAUUGUUUCAGCAGUUCCAGGUUUUGUUGCAGAGAUUUAUUGAGAACGAGCCAUUUGAGCAAGGAUCUAGGGUGGAGGUUUAUGCCCAUGGCCGGAGUUGGCUGUCUAAGUUGCUUCAGGUGCCGAAUUUUCUAGGUAUAGAUCAGAAAGAAAAUGUGGAGAAUUAUACGGACUUGCCAAUUCUUGCGGCCGACUUAGUUAAGAUAAUGGAGGAUUCCAUCCUAACCUUCCGCCUUUUUCUGAAGAUGGACAAGAAAAGAACAGGUAGCUUCUUUCGAGCUCACAGCCCUCGGAGCUCCCUUCAUCAAGUGCAAGCCUCACUUGAUAAGGUAUGCCACAUGAUCGAAGAUAGAUGCAUGCUGCAAAUUAAAUGA
Messenger RNA from Musa acuminata AAA Group (dessert banana), 1095 nucleotides. RefSeq lists its product as uncharacterized. The transcript is spliced from 3 exons. The record is from RefSeq and is a predicted model, not a curated record. Bases 1 to 1095 code for a protein of 364 amino acids. NCBI's taxonomy places the organism in Eukaryota, Viridiplantae, Streptophyta, Magnoliopsida, Zingiberales, Musaceae.